CUGAGCCCUGUCGUGGUCUGUACAGGUGAGGGUCGUGCCCUCUGUGACGGGCCGUCUGUGGUGGCCGACCAGCACCGCUGGACUGUGUUUAACUCUAAGGUCAACCUCCCGGCGGCCCUCAACGAUCCCAGGCUGGCCAAGAGAGAGUCAGACUUCUUCACGAAGACGUGGGGCCUGGACUUCACCGAGACCGACGUCAUGCCCUCGUUCUACCUGCCCAGCAUCAGCCGAGAUCACUUCAGCUCGUACCUGCAGGAGACGGCUCAGAGGGAGAAGAUUCACGAGCGCUUCAAGAACGUUUGCCCGAGCAAAGACGAUCUGUCCGUGCCCACCAUCACCAACAAUCAUGAUAAAGCCAGAGCUGAACUGGAGCAGGUGCCCAAGAUCUUCAUGAAGCCUGAGUUUGUACUGAAUGAUCCAGCCACGUUUAACGCUGUGUUGCCGUGGUCUCACUUCAGUGUUGCCGGGGGCAAGAACAGCCGAGAUGUUGCAUCGUCACGGUUACUACAGGAAAAGUUGAGUCACUAUCUGGACGUGGUGGAGGUGAGCAUCGCUCGGCAGAUCUCUCUCCGCUCCGAGGCCUUUUUCCACGCCAUGUCGUCGCAGCAUGAGCUCCAGGACCGUCUGCGAGAGACGGCGGAGGCCGUGGCCAAGCUCCGCGCUCGCACCGCCGCCAUCGACCGUGUGAUGUGCCGCGGGCCGCUGCGAGCGCUGAGGGACGCACUCACACGAAACAACUGCAUCAAACUACACAACAAACUCAAGCUGAUGGCUGCCGUGCACCAGACGCAGCCCACGGUGCAGCUGCUGCUCUCCACCUCAGAGUUCGUGGGAGCGCUGGAGCUCAUCGCCACCACCAAAGAAGUGCUGCAGCAGGAACUGCAGGGCAUUCACAGCUUCAGACAUCUGGGCUCUCAGCUCUGUGAGAUGGAGAGGUUGAUCGAUAAGAUGAUGGUGGCUGAUUUCUCCACGUAUGCCCAGAGCGAUCUCAGCCGACCCUUCGAGGAGGACAGCCAGGUCCUGGAGAAGGUCAAUUGUGAAUCCCUGUGUGUGUGUGUGUGUGUGUGUGUGUGUNGUCUGUUGAGGCAGAGGAAGCUGGAUUUCCUGGACAUCUACAGCGAAGAGAUGGUGCGCGCCGCCAAGAACGUGGUUCGACAGUGUGUCGUGAAGUCUGUGUCGCAGAUCAGUGAGAUCGACGCCGACGCUGUCAAUAGGUUUCACGAGCAGAUGCGCCUGAUGACGUUUAAUCAGUGGUUUGAUCUGCUGCUGGAUAUUUUUGAACACUUCAUCCUGUUCCUCAAGAGGAUCAAGGCUACGCUUAGCGUCAUCCGCAACGUGGUGCUAGAGGUGCUGGACAGCAGCCAGAGGAGUCGCCUGGCGGACGUUUCCACGGCAACCGAUCAUGCUGACGGCAGGACCAAUGAGGACGAAGAGGAGGAGGAAUCUGGAGGCGGAGAGGCGGAGCUGGCAUAUCUCACGCACGAGGGGCUGUUCAUCAGCGACGCCCUGAAUGAUGCGGAGCAGCGCAGUAACGCCGCGGCACAUGCUCAGACGAGAGCGCAGGCGCGCACCGACGCCGGCGGGAGUGACUCGGCCUCCGCCACCACCGAGUCAUCCUCCAGCAGGGAACACAACUCCAACACUACCUCCUCCCUGCCCUUAGGGGGCGCCGCUGCCAUCAGUGAGGACGUGAUGCCGUCUGAUCUGGAGUUGGGUCGGGUGGCCAAUAACGUCCAGGAGCUGCUGUACACGGCCUCAGACGUCAGUCAUGACCGCUGCGUCAAAGUGCUCAUGACACGGGCCAAGGACGGCUCUCUGGAGCGUCUGAGCUCGUCAGAGUUCGUGUGUCUGAGUCAGGCGGUGGAGUCGUUCGUGUCGGACACCGAGGAGCUGUGCGGGCGGCGCAGCGUGAGCCUGAGGGGGGCGCUGCAGAGCCAGGCCUACCGCUUCGUGCAGCGCUUCCACGAGGAGCGCAAGACUAAACUCAGUCUGCUGCUGGAUAACGAGCGCUGGAAGCAGGCCGAGGUCCCCGCUGAGUUUCAGGAUCUGGUUGACUCCAUCGCUGACGGACGCAUCACUCUGCCCGAGCGCAAACCCUCUGGGUCCGAGGACAGGAAGCCCAGUGAGUUUCUGUUUGUGGACGGGCAGAAGUAUGCCGUGGUGGGGACGGUGCUGCUGCUGAUACGGAUGUUUCUGGAGUACUGCCAGUGUGUGAAUGACAUUCCCUCCAUCACCACCGACAUCCUCACACGUUGUGCUUUGUUUCUAUGGCGACAGCACUUCAACUCCCGCAGCUGUCAGCUGGUGCUGGGGGCGGGAGCUCUGCAGGUGGUCGGCCUGAAGACCAUCACCACCAGAAACCUGGCUCUGGCGUCUCGCUGUCUCCAGCUGGUGGUUCACUACAUCCCUGUGAUCCGAGCACACUUUGAGACCAGACUGCAGCCCAAACAGUACAGCAUACUGAGACACUUCGGCCACAUCACCAAGGACUACAACGAUCACAUCGCAGAGAUCUCCGCUAAGCUGGUGGCCAUCAUGGACAGCAUGUUUGAGAAGGCUCUGUCGAAGUAUGAGGUGAAGGCGCCGAUGCCGUCCGCCUGCUUGCGUAACGUGUGUAAACAGAUGGCCAAAAUGCACGAGGCCAUUUAUGAGCUCUUACCGGAGGAGCAGACGCAGAUGUUGUUCCUCAGGAUAAACGCCAGCUUUAAGCUGCAUGUGAAGAGACAGCUAGCGCGGCUAGGAGUCAUCAAUGAUGGAGGACCUCAGUACGGGCUGGUGAUGGUGGACGUGGCGUUUUACUCGGAGAACGUGCAGGCUCUGCGCUCUCUGGAGCGUCUGGACUUAAACAUGCCGGAGAUCUGGGAGCAGAAGAGGUGAUGACGGACAGCUAGUCUCGGCCAAUCAGGCCUCUCCGUCACUCCUGCCAUCUCAGUGACCAGCUCCGAGGUCGGUGGACAAACAGACUGACGCUCUCCACCUCCUGUGCUGACAGGACAGGCUUCUACAGAGACCAAAUCAGGACAAGCUGGAGGGUUGAUCAGUCGCCGCUGGGAAUUGUGGGGAAUGUUGUUUUGUUGCCGGAGACUCGUCCUCAGUGCCUCCUUCAGUACCGCCACUACAGUGCAACUUUCCCUUCGUGUGCAAUUCUGAUUAUUGUUGUUAUUAUUGCUGAAUUAUUUAAUCACAGAGGAAUCAUGAAAUGGUUAUUUAUUUUAAUCAAUUUUGAUGUUGGUUGAUCAAUCAUGUUUUUGUUUUUUUUUGUUUUUUUCCACGUGAAGCUUUCAGGUCAUAACGGCCAGAAGGAGAACUAAUACUAAAAAGGGUUUUAAACACAUUUCGCUGACUACUUCUUUGACUUUCCACCCACAUUUUUUUUUUUUAGUGGCUGCUUUUGGUUUCGUGUUCAAGGCCGCUGAGUCGAAGUGUUAAAACUCUGAAGGAAUUCUGGUCCAGGUUUUUCAGGAGAAUCUGACUAUUUAAAAGAGGUUUAUAUGUGUACAUGAAGAAGAUCUGCUGUACUCAUCUUCAAUGAAAUCAAAUCAAAUCUUUUACAGUAAUCAGGAUUAGAUGAGUGCUGCAAAACAAUGAAUCACAUCCAAAAUAAACGCUUUUUGUUUACAAUACGUGUGUGUGUGUGUGUACUGUGUAUAUUUAUUAUUUAUAUUUAAAUACACAUACACGUGUAUAUCAAAGAAGAAUGUUAUAGUAACGUAUUAAAUAUAUUUCUAAUAUUAAUAUAUGCAUGUAAAUAUUUCUAAAAUGUGUGUGUAUUUAUAUAUACAUAAUAAAUAUGCACGGUACACAUACAUCUUUUAUUUUAGAUGUGAUUAAUCGUUCAGCACUAGAUGCAAACUAUUGAAGAUGGUGUUUAAACUCACCCCCAGAAGAGAAAGAGAAACCGUCUGAAAGUGAAAGAUCUUUACAUCUUUAUAGUUUCCUGUCCAUGCAGACUAAAGCGUACGCAGUGUUACUUUAACCCGAUGUCAUGUGAGUAAAUCGAGGCUUGCGGUCGGUCGGUGUGAAUGGUUUUCAAUCACAUCUUGUUUUGCUGAGUUUCUGUUCAGGAGGAUCCACGUAUCGCUUUAACACUCGUUCUGUCCGGUUCAAAAGUGCCUAACCUUUUAUUUGGUAUCAAACUGACUCAAACUGUACAUUUGUGGGCUACAGUGCCUAGUCUGUUCGUGUGUGUGUGUGAGUGUGUAUGAGUGUGUGUUUCGAGGGCCCUUGUUGCGGCAAAGAAAUAUACUGAUGGGAAACUCUUGUGGCAUGUUUGACCUUUUAAAAUGUGGUACUUUUUAUUAUUAAUAAAGCCACGGUGAACAUAAA
This is a messenger RNA of Puntigrus tetrazona (Sumatra barb), 4326 nucleotides long. RefSeq names its product vacuolar protein sorting-associated protein 54-like. The coding region runs from base 199 to 2877 and encodes 892 amino acids. Gene Ontology annotation, molecular function: syntaxin binding. Gene Ontology annotation, biological process: retrograde transport, endosome to Golgi; Golgi to vacuole transport. The record is from RefSeq and is a predicted model, not a curated record. Gene Ontology annotation, cellular component: GARP complex. NCBI's taxonomy places the organism in Eukaryota, Metazoa, Chordata, Actinopteri, Cypriniformes, Cyprinidae. The transcript is spliced from 21 exons.